AUGAGCGACGAGCCUGCCAUGAUGGUGUCUCCGUGUGCUAAGGGCCGCAACACGUCAGGUGGAAGCGGCGUGUCGUUGAGCUUCGUGCCAUUCGUACUCUUGCAGUCUCGGAUACACACGACAUUCGUGGCGGGAUCCACGACGAUAUGCGCAUGUCUCGACGACACGUCCAAGUCUGUCGUGAGAAGGAGUCCGCCGGCCUGUCCUUUGCCAUGGACAAACUUCUUGCUCCGACCGAUGGCGAGCUGCUGCGUAGGGCCUAGUUCCACCGCUGACGUUGCCUUGCCUGCCUCUGGCCCCAUGAGCACCUCCAUCGACACUACACAGCGGCACCCCAUCAAUUCCCGCGCGAUGAAGCUUGCGAUCAAUCCCAACCUGGGAUUUUGCCUGCUUAUUUGA
Aphanomyces astaci is the source of this 399-nucleotide messenger RNA. RefSeq lists its product as hypothetical. Bases 1 to 399 code for a protein of 132 amino acids. The record is from RefSeq and is a predicted model, not a curated record. The transcript has a single exon. NCBI's taxonomy places the organism in Eukaryota, Oomycota, Saprolegniomycetes, Saprolegniales, Verrucalvaceae.